This is a messenger RNA of Rhipicephalus sanguineus (brown dog tick), 981 nucleotides long. Its product is annotated as arylamine N-acetyltransferase-like. The transcript has a single exon. The record is from RefSeq and is a predicted model, not a curated record. The coding region runs from base 1 to 981 and encodes 326 amino acids. Lineage: Eukaryota; Metazoa; Arthropoda; Arachnida; Ixodida; Ixodidae. Gene Ontology annotation, molecular function: acetyltransferase activity.
AUGGCAGGUCCACCGGUCCUUUACAUGGAACAGAACGUCGACACCAGCUCGCGAGAUAGUGAGACCUACAUGCAUCCUGACCGGGAGCUGUAUUUUGCAUCGGCACAGCGAGAGAUGGACUUUAGAAGGCAUCGCAUGGCACCGCUUAGUCGAGAAGAACUGCUGCUCUACGUGAACGUCCUGAAAGUGGAAUCGAAUGAUUUGAGCGAACUCAAUCUGGCAACGUUGAACACUCUCAUCAGGGCCCACGUCGAACGAAUACCUUUCCAAGGAAUAGACGCGUUCGUCGGGCAUCUGCCGUCUCUGGAUGACGACUCAGUAUUUCGCAAGCUGAUCGAGCAGCGCCGCGGCGGCUACUGCGUGGAGCUCAAUAACCUCUUCGGCAGGCUCCUAGAGACGCUGGGCUUCAAGUUCCACAUUCGGGCUGCCAGGACUCGAUGGGGGCGGCCGUUGAACACGCCGCUGACUCCCUUGGGACAUAUGCUCUUCUGCGUCGACCUAGGCGAUGAAGGACAGUACUUCGCUGACGUGGGCUUCGGGGGUCCCAACCCUUUCAAAGCACUACCUGUGGAAGGCGAAGCGGCGCCUUACAGAACGCGGAGACUCGAUGACGAGGGAAACGUCGAGGUGGCCAUAAAGUUGACGGGAAGCGGAAGUGCAUCGGCCACUUGGCGUCCCAUAUACCACGUGUUUUCUCCUCCACAAAAGUACAUCGACUUCGUGCAAACAUACUGGUUCGUUUCGCUGCACCCGCGAUCGCUAUUCCGUCACACGCUUGUGGUUGGGCGCUUCGUGGACGACUCUUGGCUGACGCUCGUUGACGGCCGCUUCAGUCGGCGCUUCAUCAGUGGGCAAGUUGAGCAGCGACGCAUCGCUGACGCGGACGAAUUGAUUGGCCUUCUCCAUACCGAGUUUGGCUUGAAGCUCGAUCCUGACAUAGACAUUGACCUCUUCAGAUGGCGUAUCAAGAGCAUUAUUUAA